Messenger RNA from Emericellopsis atlantica, 955 nucleotides. RefSeq lists its product as uncharacterized. Gene Ontology annotation, molecular function: acyltransferase activity, transferring groups other than amino-acyl groups. The record is from RefSeq and is a predicted model, not a curated record. NCBI's taxonomy places the organism in Eukaryota, Fungi, Ascomycota, Sordariomycetes, Hypocreales, Bionectriaceae. The coding region runs from base 152 to 868 and encodes 238 amino acids. The transcript has 4 exons.
AAGCUUCAAGCAGGUGAUCAGCUACCCUGCAGACUAGUCAGGCAUUCGAUCUCCAGCAUAACUAAGUUCAUUCACACACGUUCAUUUCACAAGCCUUCUCCUCAUUCAAGGUUCCAACUCCGUCUACGACCACCACUCUAUUGUGCGCAGCAUGCCUGAGCCAUCUUUGGACUUUGUGACCUGGGACCCCGAGUCAACUGGCCACAUCAACCGAUUGACGACUCAGCGAGAGCACUGCGGCUGGCAUUCUUCCAAGGUGGGGUCCGAAUGGCGGGAUGCGCAACUGAGAGGUGUGAUUUGUAUAUAUUGGCUUGCUUUGUCCGAGGAUGAACCUUGGAGGGAGGAGUACAACAGUCGCCAUCGAGAGGCAUAUCCUGAUGAGUGUGAUACACUGGCCGAUACAAGCAGAUCGAUCUUCGGGAAGCCAACUCAACCGAGCCAGACACCAUUCUUUCCAAUUGGACACAUUGCGCUCUACAAAGACGACCCAUCAAUACCCCCUGACGUCUUGGACCUGCCCUCUGACCACUUCCUUUGGAUCAAAACCCUUUACAUAUCGCACGCACUGCAGGGUCUCGGAAUAGGAGGCUCAGCUAUGAAGCACGCAGAACUCGUGUCCGCUAGCGAACCCCUGAAUGUGCGCUACUUGCUUCUCGACACGCUGUGCGAAGAGGAUCAGUUGCACGAGGAAUUAGCGGUGGCGUAUUUCGGACAAGUCCCAAAGUUCUCCAAUGAGAGCUGGUACACGAAAAAGGGGUACCGUUCUAUUGGCCUCCUGGCGAAUAUUUACAACGUACCGGAUAUAAAUGGGAAAAUGUGGCCAUUGCGGACGACAGUCAUGAGAAAGGACCUCUGUCCGCGAGAUUGACAUGAUCGUCGACGCACCGAGACUGCUAUCAGAUCCCCAUCAAUGACCAAGGCGAGACAUUUUCUUUCCGCAGACGGCAUCUUCAAC